Biomphalaria glabrata is the source of this 15253-nucleotide messenger RNA. RefSeq lists its product as uncharacterized. Gene Ontology annotation, molecular function: protein binding. The transcript is spliced from 37 exons. Lineage: Eukaryota; Metazoa; Mollusca; Gastropoda; Planorbidae. The coding region runs from base 449 to 12724 and encodes 4091 amino acids. The record is from RefSeq and is a predicted model, not a curated record.
AACGCGCAUCUAUGUCACGUGAUCGCAGUCACCCGUGUGGUAACUAUAAAUAGCUACAGAUUGGAUUCGAACCCAGUGUAGACAAAAAAAAAAGUUUUAAUUACUGCUGUUAUGAAAGAUUUACGAUUGGAGAACUAUGACCAGCAUUAAUCUGGUGGAUGGGGGUAGGUAUGGCGGGCGCUCCGCUCAAAUCCCAGCCUUUCGUUGGGCACAGCGUCUUGACAAUAGAUCGAUUGGCUUGCGAGAAUAGCCACUACUUCAGCCAUCCUCCCCAACACCCACUCUUUGAUAUAAACACACAUGCGAUCCCAUUAAUGCGUUCAUACACACUCUUGAACAGAUCAUGAAAUUCCCAAUUCAGUGAGAAAACAAGAGAGAGAGGGAAAGGGAGAGGCGGAGACAAGGAGGGGGGGUUUGUAACUACCCCAAAGUCUGGAAGACGAGAUCUAUGGAGGCCUGCCAAGAUUUGCAACAAUAUGGAACGUGUGUUGACCCUUUAUGGGAUCCCUUCUCUACCGACCACGUUAAAGCUCUCGUGCGCAAGGAAUCGCCGCCAAACUCGGACUCCAACGUGAGUAAAACCAGCACCCCUUUAACGCCACAAGAAUUCGAGCUACUGUCCGAUUCCAAUCCAUUCAAGCAAGACAUCGCAGAGAAGUACGGUCUCGCUUACCCGGGGAUCACCACUAAAUCUCAGAGCAUAGAUUUCUUGAAUAAGGCGAAAAGUUUGCUAGACCUUGACGACCUGUUUAAGGUCCGGUUUCGAAGAAGGAGCACGAAUGAUGAGAGUUGUCCAGAAAGCAGCAGUGGCGGAUCCAGAGCACGCAGACACUACAGGGAGUCAUCCACGCGUGCUGUGAGUGGCUUGAAUGAGUUCCUUCUGAAGAACCAGCAGUCUAUAGAAGAAAGCAUCCAGAAGCUAGGGGACUCGAAUGAGGAGUUGUCUCGCGUGAAACGGCAAGAAUUUCUGCUUCAGAAUCAAAAGUCGAUUGAAAAAAGUAUUCAAAGACUUGAAAGCUUGGAGCGAGAACGACAUCUGUCGAGGAAGUUGACGGAACAAAAGAGCAGCGCUGAGGAAGUAUUAGACCCGAACAUUCCAGACAUCGGACCUCAGGAUGAACCAAAUAACAACACGCAUUUCAACAAAGACAUUCUGUUCAAGGAUAACCUGAUAAGCUUUGAUGAUAAAGUAUCAUCAGACACGCCUUCACCAUCCAUUGGUAAGCAAGACAACUGUGAUAAGCCUACAUCACCCCCCACCAACGUCAUCAAGCAAGUCUCAAGCGAUCUGCAAUCUACGCCUGAAUCCUUGCAUGCAGACGACUCAGAACGGUCCCUUAAGAGACACGAUCCGUACGCAGCCAUCUUACAGGAGGAUAUAUGUCGCAAACGUGAACAUGUCAAAUCCUUGUCUGAUGCUCAGUCGUUUGGGUCCAAAGAUGAAUCGUUUGACAUUCCUCGUCUGCUGACUAAGAGCAUCGAUAUCGGAGAGUUACCUCGCCUAGCAAAAGACAUAAAAACUUCACAACUUGAUAUAAGCCCGAAUGACGAACAGCUGGAAAAAGUGAAAAAACUUCAGAAAGGAUUAAAACAUUUGUAUUCUACCAGUAUAGAAACUGUUUCUAAUACUUCACCAGUGGACGUUGGUCAGGACAACCAAGUAGAGGUCAAUAUUAGUCCCUCUAUCACUGGUGAGAGUAUAGAUUAUCAUUUUGGAUCGUCGCUUGAUAGUUCCGAAGAAAUUUCUAAAUCUUUAGAAAGUAUCGUCUCCCCAUUGACUUUCGUUCCUUGCUCCAGUGACGCGAAUAAAGUUGUUCACAUUCAAAGCAGUGAUAGUGACAGUCAGGGGCGUGUUUCCGGUCCCAGUUCAUCCAAUCAUAUAAUCAUUAAGUCUUCUAGUUUCGUGAAUUCUCCGGAUGUGGAUAGCAACGAUGAUGUUUUCGCCGAACGGACGCCGGAAACUACCGAGGACCACGCAGUAAAGGUUGACGAGUGGAAGAGUAUUAGCCCCUUGAGCAGUGACCAUGACGUCAACUUUGACCAGUCCGUAAGUCCAUCGCCAGAUAUAAAAGAAGCUCCGAUGGCCAGCGAUCAGUUCAGCUCUUCUUUCUACACCAUGUUUGGCACCACAGUGACGUCAUUAGAAGACAUUGCUAACAGUGGGCAAGACCAGUGUGCGGGAAAAGAAAAAAGCCCAGAUUACAAACAAAAGCUUGAAACGGAAGAUCUUGCAGAGGCGGACACUGACGAAGCCAAAUGGGAUGGUUCGGAAGAUCUCGGAGCGUUAGACGACUCCGCAUCUCACUUUGAUGAGACGUCAGGGGACGACUCUGUCUUUGGCGAAACACGUUCGCAAAACUGUCAGGACGAGCUUAUCUCAUUUGUCGACAGCAUUCAUUCGUUGGACAGGGGCGACCACUCUCCUUGCAUCUCUAAGGAUAUCUUGUUCCAGACGAAGGUCUCACUUUCCAGCGGCGAUUCUUCCAGGGGAAGCAUUUCCCGUGAGUCGAUGAGGGUGAACUUGUCUCAGGACAGUUCCACACUAGAACACUCAGAAGACACGCCCUUGUCGUCAACAUUAAUCUCUCAGUCUGAGCAACCAUUGCGUAAGCCGUUUGACGUUGCGUCACUUGUUCCUCUGAACGAGUGCAAGUCAAUGGACUCUAUGCUAGUGAACAUGUCGAGUGACAGCCUGGCGGCCCAAGGCGUAUCCAGAGGUAGCGAUCAAUUUUCAAAGCCGCCAGAUAGAGCUAACAGAGGAUCUCUCUCCAUCGACUUGAGGAGACGCAAUAUGCAAGAGCAGACAAGGCGAAGGUCACUUCCUAUGGUCAGGCUUAAGAAUCUGGGGAAAGCUACGCCCCUUCUUUGGACUUCUCAGUCUGUGGAUGUAAAUAUAGAAUCUGCUCACCGCAGGUCAUCAUUACAAAUGGAUGAACCAAUCACCAAAGAAAUUAAAACCUACAAAUCAUCCCAGACUAAACUACAGUAUGAGGAUCCCUCUUUAUCCUCUAUGUCCUCUUUUACAUCAUUUGGGAAAAAAUCCCCUUUUCCAGAUAAGGAUAAAUGUGAUACUCCAAUGUCUAAGGAUAAAGAAAUCGAAUCCUUGGAAAAAACUGACGAUAUGCAAAAAGCAGAUUCGAUACUGCAAGACAUUUGGGGGGUUCCUAUCGUUAAAAUCAGCACAACCGAACCGAAUACAAGUACUUCAUCGCCAUGGUCCACAGACAGCUGGGGAUUAGUCAAACAGUUUAGUGAUGAUUUUAUUCUAGACCACCUAACGCCAAGUCAGCAAGAAAAAGAUAAAAGUGCGGAAUUCGGAAAUGUUAAUCACAAGAAGGAUACUGAAGAAUCAAAAGAAAUCACGAACUUGCUUGUCGAUACCAGCACAGAGAAUAUCGAUACCCACAGUUCGGAGGUUCUAACUCAUGUUAGCGUAUCUGAUCAAUCUUUGAGUUUUUCUGAAUUCGUCAAAACUAAAAUUCAGAAACCACUACGAGUUGUCCUUCCUUUCUCCCAACAUCAUGAUGUCAUAGAGUCCAACAAUCCACCACAGACUUUUGGUAAAGAUGUCGACCCGGACGAAGCAAUACCUGCAGCAAAACUUGUGGAUGUCAUAGAACAGGAAGUGGACGGUUCUAAAGAUGCAGACAAUGGACUUCCUCCAGAUUUACUUCUUAACAAAACCUCACAAGCCACGCCUACUUCACCAAAAGCCACGCCCACUUCACCCAUAUCCAUACCAGAGUUGGACCAAGUUGAACUCAACUCUACAUAUGCAAAUAUUGACAUCACGCACAGCCAAGUAGAAGCUGAAAAUAGCGUCGAGAAUUCAAACGACAGAGAAGUCAGUGGAGACGAUAGAUUGAGACCCAACGAUGUCACUGACAAACCUGACAGCAGCAGUGACAGCGAUGGAGGUGACAUAGACGCCCUAGUCCAGGAGUACAAACAGGAAGUUGUAGACAGCGACGACGGUGACAUCGAUGACAUUGUCAAAGAGUUUAAAGUUGUACAGCCGGAAGUCGAUGCGCACAGAACGGCCGAAGACUCUGAAAAAUUUCGCAAGUCUGCUUUCAAUAAAUUUGGUAAAGUUCUCAAUAAGAUGCAGUCAGUCACCAAAUACAUGACUGCGAAAAAAAAAGACAAAGAUGGCGAGGAUAAAUUCAAGUCGCCGCCCCUGAGCGGCAGACAUACAAGAAGUCAAUCAGAAGAUGAUGGCGGUGAAGGAUCCGAUGGCAGACGUGAAAAUGAGGACGCGUUUGAAUUGUUGAACAAAGCUGCAGAAGUUUUCAAAGCACAAACGGUCAAGAAAAAACGGAAGUCAACUGUCGGCACCUGGAGAUCUAAGACUGAAUUCACAGAGACCAUUGAACCGGACACAGAAACAGACUAUGACUUGGUGACUAGAGCGGCGAUUCUUUUCAAAGGAUUUAAAACAAAGAAACAUAAAGAGAUCGAAGGGGUAGACUCCAGUUCGGAAACAGAGCCGAUAAGUUUAAAUCAUGUUGAUGCUAAUCAAAGUAUUGAACUAGUUGCACGGGAUGAAGAAAGAAAAUGUGAUGACGUAGUGAAGGGUGAUGACGUAGAGAAGGGCGAUGACGUAGAGACAGUUGAUGGCGUUGAAAUAAGUGAACGCUGUAAUGACAGCAGCUCUCGAGCAACGGAAACUGAUACAUUAGCUAACGCUACAGAGCCGCUACUUGAUAGCAGUUCAAGUAAUGUGAAUGAACCAGACCAAUGUGAUAAAGAGAAACCUCUGGACUCUGAACUGUCUGAGCGCGUUAACAGCGCUAUGAUCGACUCCGGGUUUGAGUCAGUGAUUAAAUUUGCAUCCGAACAGCAAGAAACAACCGAGGAGGUUGCGCUGUUUGACUCUGAUCACGUGGUCAAGGCCUACGAGUCUUCAGUCGAGAUAGCCGGACAGAUGGCUAUCGAACACUCUACUAUUGAUCACGACGUCCGGCUAGAGUCCGGCUUAGCUGAUAAAGUCCAAGGUCCCAAUGUAUUGGAAGAAAACAAAAAGUCAUUUUUACCUGAUGAUAACAUAACCCACAGAGUUGAAAGCAUGAAAGAAGAAGAAAGAAAGGAAGGGAAGAUGGAUGUAGUCGGUAUUCCAUCAGAAAAGAUAAGCUUUGAUAGUUAUGAAAACGUGAAGCCAAAGAUGGAGGAAGUGCAGAAACAAGUAAUCGAUAAGACUGUUAAAAUUGAAGAGUUUUCAGAAAGGAGUCUCACUGUUGACUCUGAGCUUGAGCCUGAAUCUCCCAAAAUUUUAGGUGUUCUCAAUGAACAAACUUGUGAUCUCAUUCUCAGCACUGGCUACGAGGAUAAAAUAUCGACCAGAUCUGAUGGUAAAAUAAGUUCUUUGAAGCAAGAACUAAAAACGUCUCAAACAUCCACUCUCAAAGAAGCAAAUGUCAAACUCGAGCAGAUCGCCAAAGAAAUCAGCAAUGUGGAUGCUGAAGGGCUUAAAUUUACCAACGGUAAGUCCGGCACUGGUAAUUUGGAUCUCAGGCCGCCGGAGUAUAAAAGGCUGUCCUCGGAAUCAACUGAGAACCAAGACUCCUGCAGUAUGACUGUCAACUGCCCUGACUCGCCAGAGAAUGGCAUGAGUGUUAACGGCGACGGAGGGUUCUCAUUAUGUUGCGGGAGAAACAUUAAACUCAAUUGCACCGCCAUGGUCAAGAAACCGGAAAGACGGCCAUCCGCAGUGGUCAUUGCCAACAAACGCUGCGCCAUGACGGAAGAGGAGAGUAUGUUCCCAAUGAAGGUCAGUGAAAGUUUUAGGCAAGGUUUGAACCAGGACCAUGACAAACCUGACUCCAAAAUAACAAGACCACAGGCCCAGGUGAGAAUGGUUCAUGAUCUGAAAGUUAAUGAACAUGAACUGAAUCGAAACUUUGCCGGAAGCAGGGAGGAGCUUCUUAACGACCCAGAAAACAAAAAUAUAGCUCCAAAGACUUCUCAGAUAGAACGAGAGGAAAAAGAUUUGCCAAAAGACCCCACCCCUCCCUCUGAAGGGGUAAUUACGUCAGACUUUGAAAGGGAUAGACGGACACGACUUGAAAAACGAAGGUCAAUAAUCGAAAAUCCAGACGCCGAUAAAAGGGCUAUAAAUAUGUAUGACUCGGUCUUGGACGAGCUUGUGGAAAAACAGAGCAGUAAAGCAGAGAUGGGAGAGAAACAGAUUGGACAAGAAGCUCGAGAGACUAUCAAGUCUAAGAGAUAUGGGCGAGUAAUGAGCGAGUCUGACUUUGAGGCUAAUUUCGGACAGGCUAUCGAGAAGUGUGAGCAAAAACUCCAGCAAAUCGCCAAACAUGAAAUGGACACUGGAGUGGUUACCGAAGGGGUGGUAACUGACCCGACCCAGUACGUACGGGAUCAUCUAGUGACCAUUAAAUCUCGUGACAACGUCCCGGGUUUUAUUAUGCAACAGAGUAUAGAUGUGUAUGAUAAUCUGCUAUAUCCGGACUCUGCGCAGUCGACACUCGAUAGGUCAUACCGGUACCGGCCACAGCAAAGAGAUAGACGUGGUCAGCGGGACGCUGUCGACCCUAGGUCCAGUUUCACAAGCGUUGUAUCUGACGGUGUAUCCGACGAAUAUAUCCACGGCAGACGGUCUCACGGGAGGUCAAAAUGGGUCAGCUCGACCCCUCAUCUGUGCACCGUCGAAAAACAAACAGACAUGGUCAAUAGCAGAACAAAUUCGCUUCCAUAUCUAGACAGGCCGGACACCAUUCCCAGACACUACCGCUCAGACGUCGCUGCAUCGGCUAUUAGCUUCAAUUCCUAUUCAGCAGGUUGGGGGAACUACGCGAGGAUUGAUGACGUCAAUGACAGACGAUCUUACGACUCUGAGAGCUCCACAUCCGGUCUCGUGAUACCUGGAGCUGGAAGAGAAUCGACGCUGAGUGACGUGUCGGACGCGUACAUCUUUGGAGAAUAUUCUACGGUUAAAGAUGAAAUUCCUUAUGACAGGGUUAUACGUCCGAUGGACGGCCACAGAAUUAUGGAUAACUCCUUCCGCUUCCGGCACUUUCAGACGACAUCAGAGGAUUCUCCUUAUGAAAAUAUGAAAGUGAUUACUUCCCAGCCUAUCGGUUCCAGAACAGUUUACGUGAGGUCUGAUAUCGACAUACGCGGUGACUUGACCGAUGGCUAUCAGCCCUACGCCAUCAUUGCAAAUCCAAUGGAGUCUAAAUAUGUCCAGUACUCUGACCCGACCUCGCCCGCUGGGGUCAUCAAAAUAAGCUGCGCAUCGCAAACCAGUACAGAGUCUCUGGUUGGCCUGGUCAGAGAUGACGCCUCCGACAUCCUGGAAGGGCUGCCUGUGUUUGAGUACACCCUCGGAGCCACACAAAGCACGGAGAGCCACCUGGCCGACGCCGCCAACUCCCCAGGCGGUUACAAGCUUGCAGACGACAAGCCAGAUCUCACGCGCCAAACCCAGUCGCUGGACCGGAGGACCAUGAAGCAGUCCGAAGGUCCGAGGAACUCUUACGUCAUCAAGAAGGCCACCAAAGUGACGUUUUCCAGGGACGCCGUCCUGACUGACGUCAUCGACGGAAUUAAGAAGUGCGAGCAGGGCCAAGAGGCGAGUGGAAGAGGUAUUAGGAACAUCGCCACCUCGACCAUGUCUUCAAUAGGAGGCGGGGUCAAGGAGAUUGCUAGAAUCUUCCACGUCCCGUUCCAGUGCUGCAGGAGUUCCCGGAAGGAGAAACCACGCAAUAAGCCAACUGAGUCAAGGGUCGUGCGUCACUCAUUUCGUCUCUACCACUUUCGACGACCACAUCGCUGUUUCGUCUGCAAGCAAUUAGUCUACAACCAGGGAUCUGCUUGUGAAGUGUGCAGGUAUAUCUGUCACCGGAAAUGUGAGUCACAGGUGAUGACGUCAUGUGUUCCUCAAGUAACCAAUGACUUGAGCAACGAUGCAGUAACCAAGAGUCACCAAACAUCUUUGAAAUCGGUUGGUCAGAGCCAUUCGACUAUGUCCACUUCCACAAUGAGAGACAUGCUAAAUAAAAGUCUAGACCAAUCCCAGAUUGAAGGCGGUCUUAGUCUGGACUUGGUCUACAUCACUGAAAGGAUCAUAUCAAUGACAUUUCCCACUGAAGGUCAUGAUACAACCUAUGCCUUUCAACUGAAAGAAGCUGUCAAUAUGUUAAGAACCAAACAUGCCGACAACUAUCUGAUUUUAAAUUUAUCAGAGAAACGUCAAGAUUUAACAAAAGCUAACCCACAAGUUAAAGAAUAUGGAUGGCCAGACCACCUUGCCCCUCCCUUGGAGCGACUGUGUUCCCUGUGUAAGUCUGUGGACUCCUGGCUGAACUCUGACAUCAGGAAUGUAGUAGUGCUGCACUGUAAGGGUGGACGCAGUCGACUGGCUAGUAUCAUCGCAGCUUAUCUUCACUAUAGCAACAUAUGUGCCAGUGCUGACCAGGCUUUAGACAGAUUUGCAAUGAAAAGAUUUUAUGAUGAAAAGUUAAAUGGAGUAACUCUUCCUUCUCAAAGAAGGUAUGUGCGGUAUUUCUCUGGUCUCUUGUCCGGUGCCAUCAAGAUCAACAGCAACCCCCUGUACCUUCAUCACAUCCUCAUUCAUGGGGUACCAAACUUUGACACUAAAGGAGGUUGUCGCCCUUUUAUCAAGGUGUACCAAGGGAUGCAACCAAUCUUCACUUCUGGAGUCUAUAAUGUUACAGACAACAUGCAGAAAGUGUGUAUCUCCAUCUCUCCUGGCAUUCCUCUGCGAGGGGACAUCCUCAUUAAGUGUUACCACAAGAAGACAAGGUCAGGCCAGCGAGAAGUCAUUUGGCAGUGCCAGUUUCACACCUGUGCCAUCUCAGACAACAAUCUGGUGUUUUCCAAACAGGAAUUAGAUGAUGCUGUGCUAGAUCCAAGGUUCCCAGAUCAUGGUAAAGUAGAGUUUGUCUUUGGACCAAGUUCUGAUGUUUUGGUUUCAGUUUCAGGAUUCAAGUCUGACGUGACAGUUCCCGUUGACAAUAAUGAAGAGUCUCUGGCACGUUCGGAUUCUUACGAAAAUUUCCAUGAAGCCUUGGAGUCUGUAGAUGCUUUAGACUUGAAUCAAAACGGAAUAUCAUCAUCACAAGUCCCCGUGAAUAAAAGUAAAGUGAUUAGCAAUAUCCACACUGUAGACCACAGCAAAGCGCCAGACGGAAGCCUCUACGCCACUGUCACCAAGAGGGCAACACCCACCUCAUCAGUCCCACCGUCAUCAGCCGACCAUUACUUUGGCCCCUCCCACAUAACCAAUGGCUCCAUUUCCUCCAAUAUAAACUCUGGCUUUGCAGGCCACAACACAAGCUUUAAUUCUCACUACACAACAUCAGUAACAUCCAACAACAUCAACAACAACAUCCUGAGUAGCAGCGACCUUGUCAGUCCCACGUAUUCCCAGAUCCAGCCAAGCAGCGGCACGCUUGGAAGAAAAACAGUCCAGACGCUGGAAGAGCGGACGCAGCUAGACGAGCUGUUGAGUGACCUACUAAGUGAACAGACGUUUUCUUCUCCUACACAGCAACAGCAGCUUUCUCCGAGGUCCUUUCAAAAUCAACAGACAUCCUUUUCACCUAACAGCGGCAAUAUAGCAACCAGUCCAACCAUGAGUGGGGCUAAAACUGUGACAACAACCACCCGCACUUACACUUCUUAUUCCAGCACCGACGCACACAGGAAUCCCGACAGGGUGCUCAUACAGCGCGCUGAGGUUUCCUACAAGGUCCCUGGUCAAGGUGAGGUCAAGGACCAUUACACCAUUGCUGCAGACCCUUCACAAAUGCUGGACACAAGUCCGUCAAGGCCACCCCCCAGCCAAUACCAUCCUAAAGGAGUUCCUAACAAUGCCUUUUCAUACACAUCUGGAGUCUCCCAGCAAACCAGUCAGAGAUCCGAAUUAGUCGAACAUGAAGUCGUGCGCUCUCAACAGUCGCAGGCUCUUCACUCGCCCCCAUCGUCUCGGCUUCCUUAUCGGGCCGACUACGAGUCGUCGUCUUCUCCGCCUUCAUACUCCUACUCUUCAUUGGAUGGUGAUACCAACUCCUGGCUGGCGCAGCAGCAGCAGAAGCUUAAAAACUUUAAAGAGGGACGGGAUUCGUCUGGCCGGACAGAGCAGGAGAAAAAACUUGUGAACGAGUUGCGGUUUGCCCAGAACAAGUAUUACACACGGAAGACACAGAGUGAUGAUGAGGAAAGGGCUGUCAUGGAUUCUUACAACAGGCCUGGCUAUCAAAAUGGCCCCACUUCUCCUGAGAGGUUAACUAGUUCCUACACAACUACACAGCGCUCAGCAGGGGAGCGGGAGCCUGCCUGGCCUCAGGACCAGCACUACAACACAUCCUACACUACGUCCUCUUACAUGGAGUCCCGCAGCUAUGGCGAUAAGAAGUCCAACAAGCCCCCACCCUCCCCAACUAUGCAGAGGUCGCUUCCUGUCCAACAAGCCCCUGCCCCUGUCCCUGCACGCAGCAGCAGUAAGGAGUAUAUGCGCACUCGGUCCAACAGCAGCAGCAACUGGCAACAGCAACAGACUGUCCAGCAACCACAGCGGCCCCUACAGAGACAGCAGAGUGACACUUUGUACGACAGAAACCGCGAGGUGGAACACAUCCAGCCGAGGUCGUAUGGGUCAACGCAAAGCACCCCGCCCCUCUCACCAAGAGCAAUAUCUCCUGUGGGUCCUAUAAGCACCACAACUUACACCACAUACAGGACAAUAGACAGACAGCGAGAUGCCCAGGAGGACAUGAGGGCAAAGAGGGCUCCACCUCCACAACAAGCCCCACCUCCACAACAGGCUCCCCCACCCCAGCAGACCCCUGCACAGAUCAAUCAUCACUACAUCACAGAAGUAUUUGUUCACAGGACAGACAUCAAUAAAGACAAAACAGAUUCCUCCACAAGGCUCGACGAGCUGGAGAAAAACCUGGAGGCUGCCUCGCAGUCCAUCAAGAGCACUCAGCAGUAUGCCAGCUUGCCUCGACAACCCCAGGUGAUUGAGGAGACUAUUCACCAUCACUCCCAGAGUCAGCAGUAUCACACCUACCAGGAGAGUGUGAGUAACCCCGGCAUGCCGACUAAUCGAAGCACGUCACCCCCAAUCUGGGAUAAUGUUGAUAAACCAGAAGGACCCCGGGUCAAGGAGAUUGAGGAGGAGCGGGUGAUGCUGAGACCUAUUGGCCCCGGCAUGCAGACCUUGGAACCAGAGAGUGCCCACACAGGAACCUUGGGCCGUCCAACAACGCCUGGAUUCCCUACUGGACCUGCGACCCCACCAUUUCCUGUCUCACCAAGGACACCAUACCAAAAUUCAGUUCAAAUAAUAAGAAUACCAACUCCAAGUUACCAGCAGACUCAGACUCAGGUAUUUCAGUAUGGAACAGGGAGUAACUCCCUGGUCCCUCCAUCCAGAUUAGGGAUUCGAUCACCUAAUGCAACAAUACAUGAAGGUGUUGUCUUGCCAGUAGGUGGACAGAUCAUCAACCCGAGUGGCACUCUGCAAGCUGCACCACUACAGCAGCAACAUCAGACCAUACAGUACCAGCAGUACCAACAGUCCUACCAGACACAACAUUUGGACAACCAAGGGCAGAAUACCCUGCACAUAGACACCAGCCCCAAGAUGUUGAUCAACCCAUCGACUGGCAGCCCACCAUCUCCUGGUAAUUUUAACACGCUGAGGCAACAAUUGUCUUCUGCCCAUUCUCUGUCUGGCUCUGUGAUCAGUCCUGGACCUCAUUCAAUGACAGGCCAGAGCUCACCCAGUGUUUACUUUGGACUUUCAAGGCGAGGCAGUUUGUCUUCCCUGGCAGACUCUGAUAUGGUUCACACAACUCCCAAAUUUGUAAAAGACACCUCCAAGUACUGGUACAAACCAAACAUCAGCAGAGAAGAUGCCAUUCAACUUUUGAAAGAUAAACUACCUGGCACAUUUGUCAUCCGAGAUAGUAACUCCUUCCCUGGAGCCUUUGGUUUGGCCUUGAAAGUAGCCACUAUCCCACCGAAUGUGCAAGCCAAGCCUUCAGGUGAUCCACAAGCUGAUCUAGUUCGACAUUUUCUAAUUGAACCAACACCAAAGGGUGUUCGGUUGAGAGGAUGUAGUAACGAGCCAGUCUUUGGCAGUCUGGCUGCACUAGUUUACCAACAUUCAAUAACACCCUUGGCUUUACCUUGCAAGUUGGUUCUACCAGAAGCAGAUUCAAUUGAUGGACUUCUAACACCUGAAUCGCCAAUCAAUGCAACUGAACUGAACUCUGCAGCCACAUUGCUGGCUCAAGGAGCAGCUUGCAAUGUCAUUUUCAUUAAUUCUGUGGACAUGGAGUCCCUGACAGGACCUCAAGCUGUGGCCAAAGCAGUCAAGAUGACAUUUGAAAAUAAUGUCCCAGGAAGGACAACUGUGGUGCACUUCAAAGUGUCCAAUCAGGGCAUUUGUUUGACUGACAACAACAGGAAAUUGUUUUUCAGACGUCAUUACCCAGUGAGUGCUGUCACUUACUGUGGCAUGGACCCACAAGAAAGAAGAUGGAAGAGAGAACUGGAUGGUCCUGGAACACAAGGGGAUGCUAGAAUAUUUGGCUUUGUAGCCAGGAAACAAGGCUCCUCAAAUGAAAAUACUUGUCACAUAUUUGCAGAGUUGGAUCCUGAGCAGCCAGCUUCAGCCAUAGUGAAUUUUGUUACGAAAGUUAUGAUAGGGCAAAGCAAAGUCAAAUCCUAGAAAAGCAAGCUGCUUGUAAAGGUGGAAAAGAAACCAUGUGAACAUUUUUAUGAAAUCAUUUCUUUAGCAGUUAAUAAAAUUUGACAAUUCAUUUCUGAUGUACAUAUGACCACACCCCAAAAAGACACUACGUGUACACAAGAAGACACAGAAUUUAGUAUACAAUAGAAUACAAUAAGGUUGUUCAACUUUUUCUCAAUUUUUGACCUAAUUGGUCUACCAUACCUUGUAGCAGCUUACAGUGAACGUCUGUUUCCUUGUGGAGUGUCUCUCUCUCUCUAUUUUAUAUACAUAUAUAUAUAUAUAUUUAAAAUAUUAUCUUGGUCAUCAGUUGUAUGUAUAAAGUCAAACUGCUUAAUAUAAUCGUUACAUAAAUGCUGUCUUACUGCCCUGUAAUCUAUUGAUUCUCUAAUGAUUGCAAUGAAUCUGCUCUGUGUCAUGAUAUCAAAUGGUUGUAGUUCUUGUGCAAAGCUUCAAAACUCUCUGUUCCGGAAGACUUGGUCUCCUAAAGAGGAAGAGAAUGGCUUGUGGUUAGUCUUGUGCUGCAGAUCUAGAUUUAGCUCGGACCAUGUGCAUAGUGAAGUGGAUACAGUUUCUGUGUGUAAAUAGACAGGCUUUAGUGGCUUCUCUUUUCCUGGAAGCUCAUUUUUCAAUUGUACAGCUUUUGUUUUGAAUGCUACUUGAUACAUAACAUUAACGGAACGAUUGUUGACUUUUAACAUGUGUUAGCCGAACUUUGGUGGUAUAUAUAUAUAUAUGGGUCAGAUUAUUGUGUGAACUUAUUCAAUACUUAGGUUAGGUACUAAAAUCAUAAAUGAUUUUGAGAGUUGAUCUGGAGAUGUACUAUUAAUGAAAAUGUUUAAACUGUAGACAUUUUAACAGAAUUAUUGAUAGAAUGGUCCGCUAGACAGGAUCAACAAAGAAACUCAUUUUUUAGUUUAAAAAAAAAAUGCCAACAAAAUUAUUUUUAAACUCUUCACAUUUUUUAUUUGAGUGAAUUUGAUUUUUUUAAUAUUUUUUUUUAAAGUAUUUUUAAUAUCACAUUAUAUGAGGUAGUGUUGACUUAUUGUAAAGAUGGGUUGGGUGUUGAGUCAGUGUCAGUUGAAUGUCAGUGUUUUAGUGCAAAUGAAUUAAUUGUCAGUUCCUACUGGUGUUGCCUGGUCUGUGGGGGACAAGGAAAUGUUUCUAUCACCCAAUAAUUUGUAAGCUUCAUUAUAUAUGCAGAGACUUUUCUGUUGUAUGUAUUUGCAUAUCUAAGUUAUUUAUAAGAAUGAACUUAUUUAUAAUUAGACUACUGUAACACUACUGACUAGUUUGAUCUGCAUGAUUCAAAUCUACUGUUGUUAGGAACUAGUGACACACUUUCUCCUUUGGCCCCCCAACAGAAGACAAGUUCUAUAACCCAUUUUAUUUAUAUUAUUUUGUGAAGUCCUUAUGGCUGUAUGUACUAUACAUCAGUAGAUUAUUGUCUGGUGAUUUGUAUAGCACUGAAAUUUUAUGUGCAUUUUUAAAGGUGAAUAUUUGUGAAUACUGGAAAAAAAAAAAAGGUGAUCUAUCUGAAACAGUCGACACUAACUGAAUAGAAACCUUGUCUCCACACGCUUCGGUGCUAUUGGUUUCUCUGACCUUUUAUGAGAAUGUAACUAUAUACCACAUUAACUGUUGUAGCUCUGUGUCGGUAGAUGCCUAGUACAUAAGAAAAACAUGUAUCAAUUGCUGUUAUUUUAUAAUCAAUCUUAGACAGUAGUCGAGUCCAAUCAGACUUGGUAUUUCAACAAGAGAAACUUUUUUUUUUUUUUACUCGGCAUUUAGCUGUUUACUUGAUAGCAGUUUGUUUUUUUUUAUCGUGGAUUUAAUCUUUUCCAAUCCAAUAUUAGGUUUAGACUUCAUGUUUAGACUAGAUUUGGAGUACACUGGAUACUAUUGAAGGUCCAUUGGAUAGUUUUUUUUUUUAAAUACUUUUUAACUCUUUGAACAAAUGAAUAUAAUUGUAUAGCAUCUUUUUGUAUGUAUCUGGCUCUAUGUUUCUAUCCCAUAAUUACCUCUAGUGCAUGGGUUUUGUUGACGCUUCUGUUUCUAUUUUUGUUUGGAACUUUAUAUUUAUCUACGACACAUAUACAUUUUGUUCUGACUUGUUUAACCUUCUAGUAGAUGUUACUAUCACCAUCAGUACUUCAGUUUUUUUUGUAGUUUGAUUAUAUGUUGCAAACAGAAUUAGGUGCCUUGACUAGAGAAGUGCUAAAAUAAAACCGUUUCUGUUCAUUUUCAAAGUAUUUUUGACAUUGAUUUGUGCACAAAAUUGAUUUUUUUGUUUCACUAAUUGACCUUAGCCUAGAAACUACAAAUGUAGUCGCCUUUAGUUGUUUGAAGAAAUUGUGGGAAUUAACACCAACAGGAAAUGACAUCAUGUAUAUCCCAUCAUACAGUGUUUCAAAUAUAUUCAUAUUUCCUGUAUUUUAUAAUUUUCUUUUUCUCAGCUGACUAGUUUGUACAACAAUUGUCUGAAUAAUAAAUCAUGUUAUGCAUGGC